Myxocyprinus asiaticus (Chinese sucker) is the source of this 2531-nucleotide messenger RNA. It is a transcript of the gene nrbf2a, whose product is annotated as nuclear receptor binding factor 2a. Bases 26 to 658 code for a protein of 210 amino acids. The record is from RefSeq and is a predicted model, not a curated record. Gene Ontology annotation, biological process: autophagy. The transcript is spliced from 4 exons. Lineage: Eukaryota; Metazoa; Chordata; Actinopteri; Cypriniformes; Catostomidae.
UUUGACGCUGCUGGAUUGUAUUCAAAUGGAAGUAAUGGACAGCCCUCUGAAUCGUGCCCAUCAUUAUGGCCGAAAGGCAGACCAGUUGGUGGCCAAAGAGAAGUAUGAGGAGGCGAUUUUAUACCACAUUAAUGCAGCAGAGCUCUUGAAAGAGGCCCUGUCAUUGACACACAGUGAACAGAUAAAGCUAUCUUUAGAGCUCCAGAGAGACAGACAUAUCCGACAGCAGCGACUGAUCAAGGUGAGUUCCAAAUGGGCUAAACUCAAUGGAAAGUCACUAAUGAACUCUUCAAAACACACCUCAUCCUUGUCAACACAACGUUUCUUGGCCUCCACCAAAAUGCCCAGUCAAACAGUCAUCCAACAUGAAGGCCAGCGACCUCCACUUGGCUGGAAGACUGCCAAAGAUGACAAGACUCGCCUGGAGGAGCAGAGCACCGCCAUAGCUGGCUUGUGGAGGCUUGUGGCAGUUCUGCUGGUGGAGAAUGAGCGGUUACUGGAAGAACAUGAGAAACUAAAAGCAGAGGAUGCUUGUUUGAGGAGAGACCUUUAUGAGGAGCAUCAGAACCCAGAAGCUCCUCAAGAUCAACCUGCUAAGAUGCCCCCUGACCUCCAGGAAGAGAUCCAACUGUUGUGGGAGACAUCAAAGGACUGCUAGUCUUGUAUUCAUCUAUCACAAUUAUGACAGCUACCAUUGAAAACAUGAUGGGGAUUAUGGCAUGCACAUUUUUGACAUUGUGUAUUGUAGUUUAGACUGUUGAUUAAAGUCAACUUUUAAAACCGACAAAAAACAUGUUCAUGUUGCCAUAAACAUUUAUACCAGCAUCAAGAUUUUAGGUUAAUUUGUAUAUGAAGGGAAGUGUGUAUUUUAGGUGCUAUGAUGACUAGUAGUCACCAUUGCUUUGAAGAUUUUAAUCACUUUAAUCACCUUUGAACUUUUUGCAGUUUACUUUAAUAGUCAUGUCAUGUGACAAGUGAAUUAAAAGUAAAAACAAAUAGUAUCUCCAUUAAUGAGGUCAUGGAAACUUCAAGUAUAGGCUGACAAUUAAAACAAGAAUUAGAAAAUUGCAGUUAAAAAAAUGUUUUAGAUGUAGGUUGUUGUAGGACACUGUUGACAAUGCUUGAAAUGUCAUAACAACCCAUAUAUAACUAUAUUAACAAUGUAUAACUUAAUGUUUAGUGCAUCAGUGUAAACAGAGUCGGGCAGAAAUAUGUGUGAAAGUCAACAAUAUAAACAUAAGUGACAAUCAUGUACAGCAAUGUGGAAAAAAUAAUAAUGUAUAAAAUUGAUUAUUUUAAUUAAGGCACAUAGAAACACCUCAAAAAUAUGAAAAAUACACAAACAUAUAAUCUGUCAAAUAUAAUAUAAAUAAUGUACUUAAUAGUAAAUAAUAAGUAACAACCUCUUAACAAGCAGAUCUUUGCAGAUUGGAUAGUUUAGUUAUUUUGCAGGUACAUUGGUCAGAAUAUUUUCACCGUGUGACCAACCGUUUUCUUUUUUUGCUGAUACUGUAUUAAUUCUCACUUUUAAUAGUUGUCAGGUGGUGAUUAUUGAGAGCUCAUCUUAUAUUUAAAGGAAUAGUUCACCCAAAAAUGAAAGUUCUAUAAAUUUCUAUAUAUGUCCACUUUCACCAGCCCUCCUAGGUGCUAUCUCCUAAAAAUCCUUCUUCUUUUGUUUUUGGUGAUUUGCCUUCUUCAUGCAUAUCUCCACCUACUGGGCAGGGAGGAGCAUUUAUGAUAAAAAAAAACGUCUUAAAUAUUGAUCUGUUUCUCACCCACACCUAUCAUAUUGCUUCAGAAGACAUAGAUUUAACCACUGGAGUUGUAUGGAUUAUUUUUAUGCUACCUUUAUGUGCUGUUUGGAGCUACAAAGUUCUGGCCACCAUUCACUUGUAUUGUAUGGACCUACAGAGCUGCAAUAUUUUUUCUAAAAAUCUUAAUUUAUGUUCUGCAGAAGAAAGAAAGUCAUACACAGCUGGGAUGGCAUGAGGGUGAGUAAAUCAUGAGAGAAUUUACAUUUUUGGUGAACUAUUCAUUUAAUAAGUUUUUGUUGACACCGUUAGGUUGGUUUGCGUCUAUGCCAGACGUAGAUUACGAUACAUGUUCAAGUAAAAAAUACUGAUAAAUCAGUAGACCAUCUUCAUACCUCGAUGCAUCACUAGAGUAGGUCUCACAUUGCCUCGUUAGAAUGCCCAAGUUAAUGUGAUGCUAUUACUAUUAUUGCGUUAUAAUAAGCAUGGAAUUUGGAUCACUUUGGCCCAAUGACCCAUAUGUCAUAAUGAUUGGAAUUUGAAUGACGUAGAUUGAUUUGACUAGAUUAGAAACUAUUGCAUAAAGUGAUGAAACACUGAAAAUCAUUUCUGAAACAAAUCCCCAUCAUUGCUCUAAAGUUCUUGCCAAUUAAAUUAGUUCCUGGCUUCCUAGCUUCUUUCUGUAAUUUGCAAUAAUAUCUUAAAAUUAUUUAUCUAUAUGCUAACUCUUCAAAUCAUGCUUACUAAUAUGCAAUUUCAACAAAAUUUUUUAAAACAAAA